AUGCUGCUGCUGCUACUGCUGCUACUCCAGCUACUGCUGGUCGUACACGGAGCCAGCGCGUCCCCGACCCAGAUCGAUAAGGCCUGUCUCGGCAGCACCGACAGCUCGGCCGUUGCGGCGGCGGCUGCGGCUGUGGCGGCAUGUUUGGAACGCAGGAAAGCGUUAGCGGUGCAGUCCCCAGCGGACGACCUACCCCCCUCGCCGGCGCCGGCGGCGGUGCAGCCGCUGCUGUCACUUCCGCCGCUGCCACUUCCGCCGCUGCCGUCACCCAAGGCCGGUGUGCAGGGUCCCUCUGGCGAGCCUGGGGCAUCGGGCUUUAAGAGCGCGCUGUGGGCGGUGCUGGCGGUGGCUGGUGUGCUGCUGGUGGCGCUGGCGGUGGUGCUGUACAAGUACCGGCGGCUGCAGCGGCGGCACAUCCAGGAGCGCGGCGCACAGCGCGCACCCGGAGUGGGCCCUAUGACGACGCUGCUGAUAACGGACAUUGCCAACUCGACCGGGUUGUGGGAGUCGCUUCCGGAGGAGGUCAUGGACCAGGCGCUCAAGUUACACCACGCAUGUCUUCGCGCAUUGCUGCAGCGUUUCAAUGGGUACGAGAGUGCGACGGAGGGUGACUCCUUCAUCCUGGCCUUCCAUUACCCGGCAGACGCCGCCAAGUUCGCCCUGAGCGCCCAGUUCCAGUUAAUGGACGUCAUGUGGCCGGCGGAGGUGCUGGCGCACCCUGAUGGCCAGGAAGUCUGGGUGGUCCCUCGUUCAGCGGAGCUGGCGAACGCGGGUUCCCUGCAUUCCAUCUACAACACCAUGAGCUCCUCACUGCAUGCGGAGUUUGGCGGCGGUGGCGGCGGCGGCGGCGGCUCCAUGUCCGUACAGCGCAGCUCAGCGGGGAGGAUGAUCUCCGCUGCUGCCACCGCCGCCGCCAGCGGCGCCAUUCAGCGCUCUAGCGAUAUAGGUUUCAGCGGCUACGGUGAUGGCGGCGGCGGUGGCGGCGGCUUCCUUCGCGCCAGCUGGACCGGCCGCGCGAAGUCUGUCAAGGUUCUGGUGCCUGCGGGCCCUCACUCCGCUGGGGUCGCAACGCCCGGAGCGGUGAGGUCAGCGGAGGUGGAGCGGCUGUCGGCUUCGGAGGUGGACACGGAGGACCUGACGUACGGCGGGGACGGCCGUACAGGCUCCGGCCUGCUGCGUUCCUUCACCUCCCGUAUGAGCACCAUGUUGGGUCUGGUGCCUGCGUCCGGAGGUGGCGGAGGCGGUGCUGGCGGCGGCCGGCCGUCGUCGCGGAUGGGCCGCUUCCUGCGCAUCAGCGCCGCCAGCGUCGCCGUGAAGAGUCCGGAGGAUUACCGUCCCCAGUCACUGCAGGGCUUUAGCGACCGACAGGUAAUGCCUCGAUUGCCCGCCAGCGCUUCGCACCGCCGGCGCGCACCUGGAGCCGUCGGCGGCGACGGCGCCAGCGUCGACACUGGGCGUGCAGAUCUACCCCCGGAUGUGAUGCGAUCCAAGUCCUUUGGCGGGAGGAUACUGGCGGGCGGUGUCCUGCCGACGCCGCGGCUUGGCUCAGCGGCAGUAGCCGGGGCUCGCAGCGGCAGUAGCCACAGCGCCGGCGCUGCCGGGGCCCUGCCGCUGACGACGUCGACCCCCACCGGCAGCUUUACUAGCGGUGCCCGGUCACUGUUGCGCCAGGCGCUCAGCUUUAAUUGGCGGCAGGGCAGCUUUCACAGCCGGUCGCGUGCGGCGGCGGCGGCGGUGUCCGUGUCAGCUGCUGCCGCCGCUGGCAACGCGGCGCCGGGCGUGACUACUGCCACCACCGCCACCAAUACAACAACCUGCUCUGCAGCGUUGCCCCCGUCGUCGCCAGCGUCACCCAUCGGGUCUAGGUGUACGGGGUCGUACAGCCACCUGCCGCGGAUCGAGGACCCGGCGGCGGCAGCGGCGGAGGCGGGGUUCCCCGAGGGCGCCGCGAGACGCAUCACAGCGGAGGGCGGAGGGCCACUGUCGAGUCGGGAGGGGAGCGCUGGCUCCGUAACCACCGGCGCCGGCGGCGUCAGCACCGGCAGUAGCAGCAAGGGCGGCGGCCUGUUCCGAAAUGGCUUACUGCGGCUUGGCCGCGGCAGCGGCGCCGUCAACCGCUCGACGCUAUCCCCCAGCGGUACCUUGCGGACAGCCAAAGGCGGCCUUGUCGCCACCAGCGGGCCCACGGCGCUGGCGCUGGCGAUGUCGUCAGACGGCCGGCUCCGGGGAGCAGCAGCCCGUGGGAGCAGCAGCGGCGGCGGCGCACCGUCUCAUUCUACGGCAGCUGCCAGUAGCCAAGGUGCGUCGCAGAGUACCGCCGCGCGGAGUUCCCCCACCGCCGCGACUGGGGGCCACCAGCGAAACCGUAGGUCCCGCACUCACGGCCUGUACGGCGACGUCGUCGCUGGCGUCGGUUACGGCCGCGGCGGCGCGGUUCAGCCACGCCUGCCGUCGUCGUACGACGGGACGUUUCGCGGCAGUGCCGUGAAACGUUUUGCCGCUGCUGCUGAGGCAGCGGCGACGGCAGCAGGUACGAUGACGGACGGCAGCGCCGGCGGUGUUUCCGCCAGCCAGGCGGCAGCUUUCACUACGGCGUACGAGUCGGAAAUUACGACGGGGGCUAUGUUCGCUUCUAUCGUAGCUGCCGGCAGCAGCAAUGCCUCAGCAGCCAUGGUGAUGGACGUUUUGGAGGCGGCUUCGGCCGCCGGCGACAGCGGCACGCAACACGCGGAGGUGCACAGGCCGCCGGCGCCGCGGGUGCCCCAGUUCCGGUCUGCCCUGCUACUCGAAGACGGGCGGGGUGACGGCAGAGGGCCGUCAAUGACCACCAUCCAACAGGCGUACCUCAGAAGAUCCAGCGCGCCGCCAAACAUUUGCAGAGGUACGGCAACGGUGGGGACAGCGACGGCGGCGGCGGAUAUGCCUGAGUCGCCGCCGCCGCCGUUGGCUCUGCCGGCCGCUGCGGAGGCUUACGGGGCCGCCGGUGGCGGCGGGACUAGCAACAUGACGGCGGCAAAUGCAAAUGCCGCUGCCGGCGUGGACGAGCCCGCUGCCGGCGGCGGCAUGAGUCGUUCCGGCGGCGGGAGCAGCGACGGCGGCGGUGAUCGCGGCGCCACGUCAGGAGCCUCAUCGAGGCAAAGGCUACGGGAGAUGCUGUGUAGACGGCCCGCCGGCGGAGCUGACGGGACGCCGUCCCUGGAGCGGCCGUCACCGGUGAUGACGCACAACCAGCUGUACGGCACCGAUGCCGAUUCCGAUACACAUGUACGACUGAACAGCAGCAGCUUGCCCGUGUCGAACAGCAUUAAGCUAUUGUUGGAGGACGUUCAAUUACUGGAAACGUGUGGUGCCGUAAUGAAGACCGGUAGGCCAGCGGAACCGGGUAUGCUGUCGGCGGCAACGGCGGAGGAGGAUGUCGCCGCUGCGGCUGACGCUGGCGGCGCCGCCUCUGCGGCUGACGCGACGGCGGCAGCCCCAGCUGCAGCAGCCGUGGAGGAGGUUGAAGCAACGGCCGUUGGCUCCAGCCCCCUACGGAUCUCGCUUGAAAAUGUUGGUACGGCAAGUUGUCGCGACGGUCCGGAUACAACCAGCGGUACGAUAGCCGCUGGGAGCGAGUCGAUGGGCAUCAGCAGCAGCUGCGGCGUCGCCGUCGGCGGCCCGCGCAGUUUCAGUUUGAUGCAAUCUCGCGCCGCAGGAUCAUCGCCGCGUGUCAUCUCACCGACCAGCGGAGGUGCUGGCGGCGCCAGCGGCGGUAGCGGCGGCAGCGGCGGCGGCGCGUCCCUCUCCGCUGCGCUGGCUCGCCUCAUGCGCGCGCGCGGCCGCGACGUGCGCGUGUACAGCAGCUCUGCCGUACGGUCUGGUGGGCCCGAUGGCGACAACAACAGCAGCUGCGGCGGGUCUCGCGGCGGGUCCUUGGCCCCGAUUCAAGAGCCCAAUGCCACCGCCAAGCACCCCCAUUCCCAGCGACCUUUCCCGACACUGUACCGCCGACACAUACGCGCGUCCAGCGGCGGUAUUUUUGAGGAUUCGGCGCCUCUCCCUCAAGCUGCAACCCUAGCUGCGGACGGCGAAAGCGCCGCUGGCGGCAGCGCCAGCGCCGGUCAGCUUUCCGUUAUCGGCAUCGGCAGCGGCGGCGGCGGCAUCGGCAGCUGCAGCCGCGGGUUUGGCGGCGGCGCCGCGAUGUCACCCGCCACCGGGCAGUCGCCGUCGGCCAGCCGUACAGGCUCCAUGACCGUUGGCUCCGUAUCGCAGACGCUAGCGCGCGGCUGGUCCCGUGCUAACGGACUCGUACGGCAGCUCACCCGUGACCGCAGCGUUAGCCGAGCGGCGCGUCGCAGCGCGACAGGGAACUUGUCCUUGGACAUGUCCCUACACGGCGGCGGCGGCGGCGGCGGCGGUUCCGGCGCCGCCAGCGGCCUGAUGGUUGCCGCCGCCAACGCCUUCUUGGUCGCUAGUGACGUGGAUGCCGACAGCGGCGCGGAGCUGUCGGCGAUCGGCAUCCUGGCUGACGGCCUGCGAUCUCGCGCGGCCGGGGCCAGUGCGAGCGGUGCCGUAUCCAAGCUACACGCGGUCCUCAUGCCCACCGCCACCGGCAGCGCCGGCGCUGGAAGCGGCGAUGAAGCUCCAGGCUCAGGGGGGGAGGUAGAGGCUGUGGGCAGAGGGCGUCACUGCCUGAGUGCACGUAUGGUGACCAUCGACUUGGGCGCCGCGCUGGCGGCAGUCACAGACGAGGAAACGGGCGCGGCGCCGCCAUCGGCGUCCACCUCCGCCAGGCUGGCGGAUCCGCCCGGGCCGCUGCCGCCGCCGCCGCCGCCGCGUUCGGGUCCCCGGUCCGCUAGUCGGCUCAGCGCCUCGCAGCUGUUUGCAAUGGCUGGCGGCGGCGGCGGUAACGGCCGCGGCGGCGGCGGUGGCGGCGGCGGCCCCGCCAGCGCACCUCCGCUGGUGCUGCCGAUGCCGCUCUCUUCCGGACCUGCCAGUCGGCGUAUUUCCUUUCUCGGCUUGGGACUGGGUCCGCGUAGUCGUACUGCGGAGCGGAGGUCCAGCGCCACAGAGGAGUGGCAGGGCAGCCAAGGUGAGGCCAGCGGAGCCUGGGCGGCAGUGGUGGGCUCCCGCGCGAGUGCUGGGGUCGGGGCUGGUGGCGGGGGGGCGCACUCGCAGCCCCUCUCAGCGCUGGUGGUGGAGUGCCGGUCUUGGAAGGAGCGGUGCCGGGAGGAGUGGCCGCUGGCAAUGAGACCGGCACCCCCGGCGAGGUGCGCGUACAGAGGCCUCCGUGUGCGGAUGGGACUACACACGGGCAUCACCACCGCAUCCGACGUCACCUUCAACCCCACAACCUCCCACAUGGCGUACGGCGGUACGGCAAUGAAGGUAGCCAAGGCGGUUGGUGACGCGGCUGCUGGGGGCAUGAUCCUCAUGUCUCAGCCCACCUUUCAGGCGCUCGUCCCAGUGAUGCUGGAACUGCCUGGGUCGCCACAGGCGGUAUUCAGCGGGGAAUCAGAUCUGGAUCUGGGCACCGACUCCGCCCACUACUGCCUCUACCAGCUAGUCCACCGGGAGCUGCUGGGCACGGAGGACGCCCCCACAGGGGCCUGCGCCAUCUCCUUCAUGCACGUGGCGUCGGCAAGCAUGCUGGUGGCGGAGUUGGGCCAACCCGGAGUGGAGGCCCUCCAGCAGUUCAAGUCCAUCGCCACGGGGCUCUGCAGCCGCUGCGGCGGCUACGUGGUUGAGGCAUCUGAAGGUCUUUGUCUGGCGGCCUUCCGCCACGCCGCCGCGGCGCUCGUGUGGGCGCUGGCGUCCCGGGAGGCGCUGGCGACACACCCCUGGUCAGCGGAGGUGAAUGCGGCGACGGGCAGGAUGACGUACCGCGGCAAGGUCAUGAACCGCACCUCGAGGAUAGCGCACAAGGCGACUUCGGAGCAGAUCUUGUGUUCUAAAGAUGCUUGGGACGCGGUGGAGGCCUCCCUGCAGCGAAUGGUGGACGAGAUUCACGAAGAGCAGCGGCGGGAGCAGGAAGCGAUGAGGGAGGCCGCCGCCGCCGCGCAGCGCGCGGCCGCCACCACGUCAUCCACGGUGGAGGCUGACGGCGACGACGGCUACGGCGACGUUGAUAUGGUUUCGGAGCUUGGGACCGGCGGCGGCGGCGGCCCCGGCAGCGCCACCAACUCCCUGCGUGCCAUGUCUCCCGUCGCGACCCCAAGUUCCCGACGGCUGCCCAGUGGGGGAGGCGGCGGGGGUGGCGGCUCCAAACACACGUCGCCGGCGUCGGCGGGUCGUGGUGCUGGCGGCGGCGGCGGGGGUGGGAAGCAGGCCAAUGCCGGCCGCCGCAGCGGCGGCAGCGGCGGCUCCAAGCCGGGGUCUGCGCCGUCAUCGGCACGUAGCGACAUGUCGCAGAUCACGGCGGCGGGGGCAUCGACCAGCGGCGCUGCCGCCGCCGCCGCCGCCGCGGGCCGCAUUCCAUCGAUUACUGUGCACGCUGUCAGCGGAGGUGGCGGCAGCGGCAUAGCAGGAACCCGCGGGAGUAGCGCGCCCUCCGCUACGGGCAUCCUUGCAGCGGCGGCGGCAGCCGCAGCGGCGCGGUCGCCUUCACUGCCGUCACCUCAUCAGCCAUUGUUGCGCAUAGGCUCCUUCCCCCUGGCCAUGCCGCUAGCGUCGGGCCUCGCCCACAGUCCUUCCAUGGUCGCCGUCGGCGGCAGCGGAACCCCCGUCGGCUUCGCCUCAUCAGGAGCUCCACUCACCAUCGCCGCCAGUACGACACCAAACCUGCAUCUCGCGUUGCGUUCGACAGCAUCGGAGGUAGCGGCUUCAAGAGCCGCUCGGGACAGCAGCGGCGACGGCGAAGCCGCCACCGCCGCCGCCGCCGCCGCCGCCACCCCUGCUUCCCCGGGCCUAGUUGGCUCGGGCAGCGGCGGCGGCGACGACGGCCACGUCUCAGUGCCAGCGCCGCCGCCACCCUCCGUGCGAUGGCAGGCGCUGAGUCGUCUUGUUGGUCCGAAGGUGCCGCUACCGCCGGCCAAAAGUCUGAAGGGCGUCCGCGAAGAGAUGAAGCUGUUCGAGGUGUUUUGGGGGGACGAGGAGCAGCAGCGCUCGCCAGCCAGCAACGCCGGAGGCGUCGGCGUCGGCGUCGGCGUCAGCAGCGACCAAGAAUGCGGCCGCAGGAGUGACGGCGGCGGCGGCAAUGGCGAUUCUCAGCGCCACGCCCGCGCUGACGUAACGAGCCGCGGCAGUGGCCUGGGGGUUGCAACAAACGCCGUGGAGGCGGCGGCGGCGGCGCAACAGCAGCAGCAGCAGCCAGGCGCGGUCGUGAGGGAUGGCCUGGCAGGUGUGGCGGCGGCGGCGGCGGAGAGAGGGGAUACCUGGCUGGCAGGGGCGCGCGGCUACCUGCCAAAGCUGCCCGCAGUGGGGACUGGGUCGUCGCCGUUCACGAGUACAGCAGGCGCCGCCGUCGCCGCCGUUGCCGCCGCCGCCGCAGCUUCCGCGUCAUCGGCGUCGUCAGCAUUGCCGCUGGCGGCCCAGCCGGUGAUGCUUUCCUCCGCCACCCUCUGGCGCACUCGCAGCGGCAAAUUGGAUUGGCCUGUCACGGAUACGGCAGGCUCAGUGUACGACGACGACCUUUCAACUGGCGGCGCGUUUCAUCCGGCAGACACACCGGAUGCGCUGGCGUAUGGGUCGGCGUUGGGCCCGGAGGCGACCUUCAAAGACGCUACCGCCGCCGCCGCCGCCGGCGCGGCAGCGCCGAACAACGACGGUGGCGGCGGCGGCGGCGGCGGCGGCAGUCCUCAGACCAGAAUCCGCCAGUACGGCGGAUUGUUUCCUUCAGUAGGAAACACCGUCACGGAGCUGAUUUCGGUACAGGAACGGGGGCCAGGCAGCGCUGAUGCGGGCGGCAGCGGAGGCGGCGGUGGCGGCGGCGGUGGCAGCCGCUAUCGUGCCACGUCUGCCGGCGGCGGCGGUGGCGGCGGCGGUGGCUGGUUGCAGCCGCGGCAGUCACUGCCGUUUCCGCCGCCGUCGGGACACCACCAGCAUCAGCAUCAAUGGGACCCAAAGCGAGUGGCCUCCGGCCCCGAUGGAGUGGGAGAACCAGCGACGCCGUGCGGAACGUCUGUUCCGUGGUCGGUGCCCGUACCCGUCCUGUUUGGUGUGGGAGAGCGGCCCUCCUCCGCUGUCGCCCAGGCGCGAACUUCCCUCUCCGCCUCACCUGCGGGCCCUCUGGCGCCACCCCGCGCCUCACAGCUACAGCUGCCACAGCUACACCCAAAAUCCCAACCCCGACCGUACCUAGGAAACGAGGCUUUGGUUGGCACCAGCGGCGCUGCCAACAAGUCCCCGUGCUACAGCCCAAGCGCCUCCGCCAGCCCCAGUCCGCCUGGCAGGUGCGGCGGUGCCGCCAGCGGCGCCGCCGGCGGUGGCGUCGGCGGGGACGUCAGCACAGGCAGUAGCAGCGGCAUACACCGGCGGCGGCACCCGUCGGGGACUAUGGCCGUUACGUUCGCUGAACAUGCCAUACAGGAGCCCGCCAAAGCGCAACCACAUAGCCCCGUCGUUGGUUACCGCCACUCAGCCUUCACCGCGAGCCAGGCCACACGUACGACACACUGCGCCUCCCGACGAGCCGGAGCAUCCACGGGUCACCUGGAAGCCGCCGCCGGCGGGGGAAUGGCGGCUCUGGCGGCGGUGCAGCAGCCGCCUCCGCCGGCGGAAGCGGCCGCUGCGCAGCAGCGGCAGGUUUCCGCGACGACGCCUGUACGGGUGCUGCAGCCGUCGCCGCUGGCGCCGUCGCUAGAGCCUGUGCCGCUACCUGACCUGCCGCCGAUCCACACGCACCGGCGCAUGCAGCCCCCGCCGGUCUGGAUGGUCGACGGCGCGGUCGCUGCAGCUGCCGCGGACAUGAGCGAUAUGUACGGCCCACGUCGCCCAGUGCCUUCCGCUGCGGUUGAGGAGAUUGCGGAGGAGGAGGCCUCUCCAGGGGAGGCGCUCAGUGCUGCGGCGGCGGUCAAGUCGGAGUGCGGCCGCGGAAGGCGCUACGAGCAGCGCCCGGGACCUUUGCGCCACGAUGGAGGCAGCAGUGACGACGGCGACGCUGCCGCUGUGGCGGAAAAGCCCACGCCAGUGAUUGUGGCGGCGGCGGCGCUGGCGGCCACCGCCUACACUGACGACCACGAUGAAAAUCGAGGAGCAGGACGAAAAGGACAUGUCCCGCAACCUCAGGCCGGAAAGUGCCAUAGCUUGGAAGCAGUGACAAAGUGCCGCAACAAAGAGAGAGGCUAA
Molecule: messenger RNA, 9264 nt
Organism: Volvox carteri f. nagariensis
Lineage: Eukaryota; Viridiplantae; Chlorophyta; Chlorophyceae; Chlamydomonadales; Volvocaceae
Exons: 19
Coding region: 1-9264 (3087 amino acids)
Biological process (GO): intracellular signal transduction; cyclic nucleotide biosynthetic process
Source: RefSeq, a predicted model, not a curated record